AUGGUGAUAAUACGUAGAAUUUCGGACGCAGUCCAAUCAACACACCAACAGUCUUCACAACCAGACGACGACUCUCAAUCCCCGCAGACUUCACCGAGAAAGUCCGCACGCUUGACUAAAGUGAGUUGAACAGUUGUGAGUAAAAAAAACAAAAAACUUUCUACAGUGUCCUCGUUUGAAAACAAUGUCGGUCACCUCUGCUGUUUGCAAAAUCUGCAAAAAAUGUCACCGAUAAAAAAAAAAAAAACUUUUAUAAGUUAGCUAUGCAGAUAAUUGCUGUACAUUUCUUAACUUUGUCAAAACAAAUCACUUAUAUUCAACAGAUGGAAGACAAAUUGAUUUGUCAAUGCUUCAAUGUUGACCAAUACAUUUUUUUAUUUGAGUUCUGCUGUUCUCUUUCUCAGGGAUAUGUUGGUGAGAAGGAUCGGCAUAUUAUCCUCUUGGAAGAGCUAAAUGGACAAACACCAGAGAAUGGGAGACCUGUCAGAAAGAUAACAAGGCAAGUCAGAGUUCUCAUGAGUUAAAUAUUAGGGAUAUAUAUACUGAACAAAACAUAAACGCAACAUGUAAAGUGUUGGUCCCAUGUUUCAUGAGCUGAAAUAAAAGAUCACAGAAAUGUUCCAUAAGCACAAAAAUCUUAUCUCUCUCAAAUUUUGUGCACAAAUUUGUUUACAUCCCUGUUAGUGAGCAUUUCUCUUUUGCCAAGAUAAUCGAUCCACCUGACAGGUGUGGUAUAUCAAGAAGCUGAUUAAACAUCAUGGUCAUUACACAGGUGCACCUUGUGUUGGGGACAAUAAAAGGCCACUCUAAAAUGUGCAGUUUUGUCACACAACACAAUGCCACAGAUGUCUCAAGUUGAGGGAGCGUUCAAUUGGCAUGCUAACUGCAGGAAUGUCCACCAGAUCUGUUGCCAGAGAUUUGAAUGUUCAUUUCUCUACCAUAAGCUGCCUCCAACAUCGUUUUAGAGAAUUUGGCAAUACGUCCAACCCGCCUAACAACCGCAGACCAUGUGUAACCAUGCCAGCCCAGGACCUCCACAUCCGGCUUCUUCACCUGCGGGAUCAUCUGAGACCAGCCACUCAGACAGCUGAUGAAACUGUGGGUUUGCAUAAACAAAUAAUAUCUCCACAAACAGUCAGAAACUGUCUCAGAAAAGCUCAUCUGCAUGCUUGUCGUCCUCACCAGGGUCUUGACCUGACUGCAGUUUGGCGCCGUAACCAACUUCAGUGGGCAAAUGCUCACCUUCGAUGGCCACUGGGAAGCUGGAGAAGUGUGCUCUUCACGGAUGAAUCCCGGUUUCAACUGUACCAGGCAGAUUACAGACAUUAUGUAUGGCGUUGUGUGGGCGAGCGGUUUGCUGAUGUCAACGUUGUGAAUAGAGUGCCCCAUGGUGGCGGUGGGGUUAUGGUAUGGGCAGGCAUAAGCUACGGAUAACAAACACAAUUGCAUUUUAUCGAUGGCAAUUUGAAUGCACAGAGAUACCUUGACGAGAUCCUGAGGCCCAUUGUCGUACCUUUCAUCCGCUGACAUCACCUCAUGUUUCAGCAUGAUAAUGCACAGCCCCAUGUCGCAAGGAUCUGUACACAAUUCCUGGAAGCUGAAAAUGUCCCAAUUCUUCCAUGGCCUGCAUACUCGUCAGACAUGUCACUAAUUGAGCAUGUUUGGGAUGCUCUGGAUUGACGUGUACGACAGCGUGUUCCAGUUCCCUGCCAAUAUCCAGCAACUUCGCGACAGCCAUUGAAGAGGAGUGAGACAACAUUCCACAGGCCACAAUCAACAGCCUGAUCAAUUCUUUGAGAAGAAGAUGUGUCGCGCUGCAUGAGGCAAAUGAAGGUCACUCCUUUUUUGUAAGGUAUCUGUAUUCAGAGUCGUGAAAUCCCUAGAUUAGGGCCCAAUGGAUUUAUUUCAAUUGACUGAUUUCCAUAUGUACUGUAACUCUGUAAAAUCUUUGACGUUGUUGCAUGUUGUGUUUUUAUAUUCUUGUUAUAUAUAUAUAUAUAUAUAUAUACACACAGUGGGGAGAACAAGUAUUUGAAACACUGCCGAUUUUGCAGGUUUUCCUACUUACAAAGCAUGUAGAGGUCUGUAAUUGUUAUCAUAGGUACACUUCAACUGUGAGAGACGGAAUCUAAAACAGAAAUCCAGAAAAUCACAUUGUAUGAUUUUUAAGUAAUUAAUUUGCAUUUUAUUGCAUGACAUAAGUAUUUGAUCACCUACCAACCAGUAAGAAUUCCGGCUCUCACAGACCUGUUAGUUUUUCUUUAAGAAGCCCUCCUGUUCUCCACUCAUUACCUGUAUUAACUGCACCUGUUUGAACUCGUUACCUGUAUAAAAGACACCUGUCCACACACUCAAUCAAACAGACUCCAACCUCUCCACAAUGGCCAAGACCAGAGAGCUGUGUAAGGACAUCAGGGAUACAAUUGUAGAUCUGCAAAAGGCUGGGAUGAGCUACAGGACAAUAGGCAAGCAGCUUGGUGAGAAGGCAACAACUGUUGGCGCAAUUAUUAGAAAAUGGAAGAAGUUCAAGAUGACGGUCAAUCACCCUCGGUCUGGGGAUCCAUGCAAGAUCUCACCUCGUGGGGCAUCGAUGAUCAUGAGGAAGGUGAGGGAUCAGCCCAGAACUACACGGCAGGACCUGGUCAAUGACCUGAAGAGAGCUGGGACCACAGUCUCAAAGAAAACCAUUAGUAACACAUUACGCCAUCAUGGAUUAAAAUCCUGCAGCGCACGCAAGGUCCCCCUGCUCAAGCCAGCGCAUGUCCAGGCCCGUCUGAAGUUUGCCAAUGACCAUCUGGAUGAUCCAGAGGAGGAAUGGGAGAAGGUCAUGUGGUCUGAUGAGACAAAUAUAGAGCUUUUUGGUCUAAACUCCACUCGCCGUGUUUGGAGGAAGAAGAAGGAUGAGUACAACCCCAAGAACACCAUCCCAACCAUGAAGCAUGGAGGUGGAAACAUCAUUCUUUGGGGAUGCUUUUCUGUAAAGGGGACAGGACGACUGCACCGUAUUGAGGAGAGGAUGGAUGGGGCCAUGUAUCACGAGAUCUUGGCCAACAACCUCCUUCCCUCAGUAAGAGCAUUGAAGAUGGGUCGUGGCUAGGUCUCCCAGCAUGACAACGACCUGAAACACACAGCCAGGGCAACUAAGGAGUGGCUCCAUGGAGUGGCCUAGCCAGUCUCCAGACCUGAACCCAAUAGAAAAUCUUUGGAGGAAGCUGACAGUCCGUAUUGCCCAGCGACAGCCCCGAAACCUGAAGGAUCUGGAAAAGGUCUGUAUGGAGGAGUGGGCCAAAAUCCCUGCUGCAGUGUGUGCAAACCUGGUCAAGACCUACAGGAAACGUAUGAUCUCUGUAAUUGCAAACAAAGGUGUCUGUACCAAAUAUUAAGUUCUGCUUUUCUGAUGUAUCAAAUACUUAUGUCAUGCAAUAAAAUGCAAAUUAAUUACUUAAAAAUCAUACAAUGUGAUUUUCUGGAUUUUUGUUUUAGAUUCCGUCUCUCACAGUUGAAGUGUACCUAUGAUAAAAAAUUACAGACCUCUACAUGCUUUGUAAGUAGGAAAACCUGCAAAAUCGGCAGUGUAUCAAAUACUUGUUCUCCCCACUGUACAUACAUACAGUUGAAGUCGGAAGUUUACAUACACUUAGGUUGGAGUCAUAAAACUUGUUUUUCAACCACUCCACUUUCUUGUUAACAAACUAUAGUUUUGUCAAGUCGGUUAGGACAUCUACUUUGUGCAUGACACAAGUAAUUUUUCCAACAAUUGUUUACAGACAGAUUAUUUCACUGUAUCACAAUUCCAGUGGGUCAAAAGUUUACAUACACUAAGUUGACUGUGCCUUUAAACAGCUUGGAAAAUUCCAGAAAAUGAUGUCAUGGCGUUAGAAGCUUCUGAUAGGGUAAUUGACAUCAUUUGAGUCAAUUGGAGGUGUACCUGUGGAUGUAUUUCAAGGCCUACCUUCAAACUCAGUGCCUCUUUGCUUGACAUCAUGGGAAAAUCCAAAGAAAUCAAAGCAGAUGUCCUAACCGACUUGCCAAAACUAUAGUUUGUUAACAAGACAUUUGUGGAGUGGUUGAAAAACAAGUUUUAAUGACUCCAACCUAAGUGUAUGUAAACUUCCGACUUCAACUGUACAGGGAAAAAAGUAUUUGAUCCCCUGCUGAUUUUGUACGUUUGCCCAAUGACAAGAAAUGAUCAGUCUAUAAUUUUAAUGGUAGGUUUAUUUGAACAGUGAGAGACAGAAUAACAACAAAAUAAUCCAGAAAAACGCAUGUCAAAAAUGUUAUAAAUUGUUUUGCAUUUUAAUGAGGGAAAUAAGUAUUUGACCCCCUCUCAAUCAGAAAGAUUUCUGGCUCCCAGGUGUCUUUUAUACAGGUAACGAGCUGAGAUUAGGAGCACACUCUUGAAGGGAGUGAUCCUAAUCUCCAUUUGUUACCUGUAUAAAAGACACCUGUCCACAGAAGCAAUCAAUCAAUCAGAUUCCAAACUCUCCACCAUGGCCAAGACCAAAGAGCUCUCCAAGGAUGUCAGGGAACAAGAUUGUAGACCUACACAAGGCUGGAAUGGCCUACAAGACCAUCGCCAAGCAGUUUGGUGAGAAGGUGACUACAGGUGGUGCGAUUAUUCGCAAAUGGAAGAAACACAAAAUAACUGUCAAUCUCCCUCGGCCUGGGGCUCCAUGCAAGAUCUCACCUCGUGGAGUUGCAAUGAUCAUGAGAACAGUGAGGAAUCAGCCCGAACUACACGGGAGGAUCUUGUCAAUGAUCUCAAGGCACCUGGGACCAUAGUCACCAAGAAAACAAUUGGUAACACACUACGCCGUGAAGGACUGAAAUCCUGCAGCGCCCGCAAGGUCCCCCUGCUCAAGAAAGCACAUAUACAUGCCCGUCUGAAGUUUGCCAAUGAACAUCUGAAUGAUUCAGAGGAGAACUGGGUGAAAGUGUUGUGGUCAGAUGAGACCAAAAUGGAGCUCUUUGGCAUCAACUCAACUCGCCAUGUUUGGAGGAGGAGGAAUGCUGCCUAUGACCCCAAGAACACCAUCCCCACCGUCAAACAUGGAGGUGGAAACAUUAUGCUUUGGGGGUGUUUUUCUGCUAAGGGGACAGGACAACCGCAUCAAAGGGAUGAUGGACGGGGCCAUGUACCGUCAAAUCUUGGGUGAGAACCUCCUACCCUCAGCCAGGGCAUUGAAAAUGGGUAGUGGAUGGGUAUUCCAGAAUGACAAUGACCCAGAACACACGGCCAACGCAACAAAGGAGUGGCUCAAGACGAAGCACAUUUAAGGUCCUGGAGUGGCCUAGCCAGUCUCCAGACCUUAAUCCCAUAGAAAAUCUGUGGAGGGAGCUGAAGGUUAGAGUUGCCAAACGUAAGCCUUGAAACCUUAAUGACUUGGAGAAGAUCUGCAAAGAGGAGUGGGACAAAAUCCCUCCUGAGAUGUGUGCAAACCUGGUGGCCAACUACAAGAACCGUCUGACCUCUGUGAUCGCCAACAAGGGUUUUGCCACCAAGUACUAAGUCAUGUUUUGCAGAGGGGUUCAAAUACUUAUUUCCCUCAUUAAAAUGCAAAUCAAUUCAUAACAUUUUUGACAUGCGUUUUUCUGGAUUGUUUUGUUGUUAUUCUGUCUCUCACUGUUCAAAUAAACCUACCAUUAAAAUUAGACUGAUCAUUUCUUUGUCAGUGGGCAAACGUACAAAAUCAGCAGGAGAUCACCACCUCAAGCUGAACCUCGGCAAGACGGAGCUGCUCUUCCUCCCGGGGAAGGACUGCCCGCUCCAUGAUCUCGCCAUCACGGUUGACAACUCCGUUGUGUCCUCCUCCCAGAGUGCAAAGAACCUUGGCGUGACCCUGGACAACAUCCUUUCGUUCUCCGCUAACAUGAAAGUGGUGACCCGAUCCUGUAGGUUCAUGCUCUACAACAUUCGCAGAGUACGACCCUACCUUACACAGGAAGUGGCACAAGGUCCUAAUCCAGGCACUUGUCAUCUCCCGUCUGGAUUACAGCAACUCACUGUUGGCUGGGCUCCCUGCCUGUGCCAUUAAACCCCCUACAACUCAUCCAGAACGCUGCAGCCCGUCUGGUGUUCAACCUUCCCAAGUUCUCUCACGUCACCCCGCUCCUCCGCACACGCCACUGGCUUCCAGUUGAAGCCUGCAUCUGCUACAAGACCAUGGUGCUUGCCUACGGAGCUGUGAGGGGAACGGCACCUCCGUACCUUCAGGCUCUGAUCAGUCCCUACACCCAAACGAGGGCAUUGCGUUCAUCCACCUCUGGCCUGCUGGCCCCCCUACCUCUGCGGAAGCACAGUUCCCGCUCAGCCCAGUCAAAACUGUUCGCCAGGACAGCGGAGUCACUCACCACCUUCCGGAGACACUUGAAACCCCACGUCUUUAAGGAAUACCUGGGAUAGGAUGAAAGUAAUCCUUCUACCCUCCCCCUCCCACAACCCAUUUGAAUGCUGCCGGUGCUUUCACUCUAGUGGUAGCAUGAGACGGAGUCUACAACCCACACAAGUGGCUCAGGUAGUGCAGCUCAUCCAGGAUGGCACAUCAAUGCGAGCUGUGGCAAGAAGGUUUGCUGUGUCUGUCAGCGUAGUGUCCAGAGCAUGGAGGCGCUACCAGGAGACAGGCCAGUACAUCAGGAGACGUGGAGGAGGCCGUAGGAGGGCAACAACCCAGCAGCAGGACCGCUACCUCCGCCUUUGUGCAAGGAGGAGCAGGAGGAGCACUGCCAGAGCCCUGCAAAAUGACCUCCAGCAGGCCACAAAUGUGCAUGUGUCUGCUCAAACGGUCAGAAACAGACUCCAUGAGGGUGGUAUGAGGGCUCGACGUCCACAGGUGGGGGUUGUGCUUACAGCCCAACACCGUGCCGGACGUUUGGCAUUUGCCAGAGAACACCAAGAUUGGCAAAUUUGCCACUGGUGCCUUGUGCUCUUCACAGAUGAAAGCAGGUUCACACUGAGCACAUGUGACAGACGUGACAGAGUCUGGAGACGCCGUGGAGAUCGUUCUGCUGUUUGCAACAUCCUCCAGCAUGACUGGUUUGGCGGUGGGUCAGUCAUGGUGUGGGGUGGCAUUUCUUUGGGGGGCCGCACAGCCCUCCAUGUGCUCGCCAGAGGUAGCCUGACUGCCAUUAGGUACCGAGAUGAGAUCCUCAGACCCCUUGUGAGACCAUAUGCUGGUGCGGUUGGCCCUGGGUUCCUCCUAAUGCAAGACAAUGCUAGACUUCAUGUGGCUGGAGUGUUUCAGCAGUUCCUGCAAGAGGAAGGCAUUGAUGCUAUGGACUGGCCCGCCCGUUCCCCAGACCUGAAUCCAAUUGAGUACAAUUGGGACAUCAUGUCUCGCUCCAUCCACCAACGCCACGUUGCACCACAGACUGUCCAGGAGUUGGUGGAUGCUUUAGUCCAGGUCUGGGAGGAGAUCCCUCAGGAGACCAUCCGCCACCUCAUCAGGAGCAUGCCCAGGCGUUGUAGGGAGGUCAUACAGGCACGUGGAGGCCACACACACUACUGAGCCUCAUUUUGACUUGUUUUAAGGACAUUACAUCAAAGUUGGAUCAGCCACUAGUGUGGUUUUCCAUUUUAAUUUUGAGUGUGACUCCAAAUCCAGACCUCCCUGGGUUGAUAAAUUUGAUUUCCAUUGAUAAUUUUUGUGUGAUUUUGUUGUCAGCACAUUCAACUAUGUAAAGAAAAAAUUAUUUAAUAAGAUUAUUUCAUUCAUUCAGAUCUAGGAUGUGUUAUUUUAGUGUUCCCUUAAUUUUUUUGAGCAGUGUAUAUUGUAAAGUGGUUGUCCCACUGGCUAUCAUAAGGUGAAUGAACCUAUUUGUAAGUCGCUCUGGAUAAGAUCGUCUGCUAAAUGACGAAAAUGUAAAUGUAAAAUGAGAUCAAAUACUUUUUUUUCCCUCACUGUACAUACAUACAUACAUACAUUCUGGCGUAUGGUAGGCUAAUAAGCCAGAUAUAAAGUCAAGAUGCGUCUUUGUUGGCAGUCCUACAGUAGCUUGGGUACCAGAGUCUGUUUAGCUAACUUUCCACUCCUUGUAGGCCUACUCUGUGUCAUUGCCGGAGUAUAAGGAGUGGAAGGUUAGCUAAACAGACUGGUACCCAGGCUAGUCCUACUGAGCACUUUGACUCCGAUACCAUAAAGUAUUCUUCUGACAUUUUAAUGUAAUUUAAAAAGAAUGUAAUUUUUGAUUCCUUCACAGGAAAUCGCCCAGGUUUCAGGUCAAUGGGGCCAGUGAAGAUGACCAAACUGGUGAGCUUAAAGCAUGUUUCACAUUAUGAUGCAAACACGAUCUAGGUCUUUCCUAGAACAUAACAAUUCAUCUAUUUAAAAAUGCAUGUCAUAAAAAACACACCCAACUACAAAACACUUUUAAGAGGAUGUCGCACAAGUUACUCCUUUUAAACAAUCAUUUUCAUUCAGACUCAUUCACCUACAUGGAUUUGUGAAUAAGUUAUGAAUUGUGUUUUGAAUACCUGUUCCAGAGGGGUCCCCUAGACCAGGAGGAUCCCAGGGGGUUGUGAGACGCAGCACCAGAACCACCAGAUACCAACAGACCAUGAUCUACGACCACCUCAUCACUAAGUAAGGAGCAUCACCACAAAACCCUGAUUCCCCCCAACCCCCCUUCCCAAUAGGGAUUAUUAUAGGCAUAUUACAAAUUCCUCUGCUUUUCCCCAAAAAUGAGAAGUACACAAUUAAUACUUAUUGCAUUGGGACCCAAAACCUCCAUGAAAUCAUGCUAAAGAAGGAUACCUUCAGAAGUUUUUAUAUUGUCACUUGUUUUUCUCCAUAGCACUGCUGAGGCAGUCCUCCACAAGAUGGAUGACAUGAAGAAGAUGCGCCGCCGCUCAAAACAAGCAGUGAGGCUUUUUCCAUCCUGUGAAAUAUAAUUUUGUCAUUCAGCCAUCCACAAAGGCAGGGAUGAAAUACAGUACAGGGCUAUAUAUUUAUGCUGUAUAAUUUGCAAACAAUAAGAAACCAUUCAUUGACAGGGUCCCCAUUAGAGAUUGACAUUGAAGACUCACACUAACUCUACUUAAACACAAGGGCUUGUUGCACUGUAGAAAUGUGUACAUAAUAACUGGGCACUUUUUCAAGGUUCUAAAUCUUCUGCUACCGCACACAAUCUCUUAUCAGGCCAUUGUAAGAGUGUUGCACCCAUCUGUGGUCCACCACACUCUCGCUCUCUCGCUCUCUCGCUCUCUCGCUCUCUCGCUCUCUCGCUCUCUCUCUCUGCAGCCCUCUUUGUUGUGGUUUUGGGAAAGUAAUCACAAUGUUGUCAUAUUGUUGCUUCAUUCACCAGCAGCUGACUUAUAAAGGGUUUAUCAGUGUCCACCAUAUUUGAAGAAGAAGGAGUAGUAAUGCAUUUAAUUAGAAUUUCACACAAUUAUCCCUGGUUUAGAACCUUGAGAUAUGGGAAAUAAGAGUAGUGCAUGAAAAUCAAUAAUAACCAAUAAUCCCUUUUGAGACCAAUAAGUCUCACUGAAAUAUGUACCAUUGUGUCAUACAGGCCACUGAAAAAAUGAAAUAGCUAUACCAUACCAUAUCUAUUAAGUUCUUUUUUUAUUCUUUUUUUUUUUAUGUAGCGGAUCUAUUCUAAAGCCCAGCGAAAGAAGACUACUGAUCGUCCAACCGUAAAAGGUCUGUUUCUAUUGUAGUGUAAGUCAGUUACAGUGUUUGACCAUAACUCUCUAAACAUUAAUUCAUGAACUUUUGGUCCAAUACCUAUUUCCAGAGUACUCUGAUGAUGAUGGAGAGGAGGUUGACGAUGAUGAGGACGACGAAGAUGAGGACGAUGAAUACGACGAUGAGGAUAACAGCAAGCCCUAUGAACCUCGACAGAAAAAAGCAGUGGUUCGCUACCAGGCCCCCCUGGAUGGUUGGUCCUUUUUGGUCCCGUAAAAAGCACAUCCCAACUUAUUACUCUUCACUGAACUAGAGUCUUCUGAGAAAUGUUCUCCAUAACUUACUUAGUUAAUCAUCUCAAUUAAUGAACGUAGCAGGGUCGUUCCGCCAAUUCGGUGCCUUUCGAGAAGUGGCGCAGUGGUCUAAGGCACUGCAUUGUGCCACUAGAGAUCCUGGUUCGAAUCCAGGCUCUGUCGCAGUCGGCCGCGACCGGGAGACUCAUGGGCGGCGCACAAUUGGCCCAGCGUCGUCCAGGGUAGGGGAGGGAAUGGCCGGCAGGGAUGUAGCUCAGUUGAUAGAGCAUGGCGUUUGCAACGCCAGGGUUGUGGGUUCGAUUCCCACGGGGGGCCAGUAUAAAAAAAUAUGUAUUCACUAACUGUAAGUCGCUCUGGAUAAGAGCGUCUGCUAAAUGACUAAAAUGUAAAUGUAAGUGUAACUUUGUAAAAAUAAAAUAAAAAAUGUUUGACUUCAUAAACAAGUUUGCCCAUUUCAAACUGUAGUAAGUGCCUAUUAAUGUCUAAAUAAAGUAGCAGGGUUGACUGUAACAGGGUAGACGAUUUUUUCUUAAAUCAGCCAUAAAACCCCUUGUGACAGCGGGAAUGGAAGCGUGUUAAUAAUAAUAAUAAUAAUAUGCCAUUUAGCAGACGCUUUUAUCCAAAGCGACUUGCGACAUGUGUGCAUACAUUUUUACGUAUGGGUGGUCCCGGGGAUCGAACCCACUACCCUGGCGUUACAAGCGCCAUGCUCUACCAAUUGAGCUACAGAGGACCACGUGUUGUGUGCAACAGCGAAUGGCAAUUGAAUGCAAGCUUCACAAAAAAAUAUGAAGUUGUUAAAACGUUUCUAGCCUGUCUAUCUAUGGGUAACAGGGUUGACGCGGUAUGCUUGACCCGCUCUGUUUUCCACCACAAAACACCAGACAAUUGUCAAAAAGAGUAGAACUAGCUCACCUGCUUUUACACUAUGAUUUGACUAUUAGAUGUUAAAUGUUUCUUUUGAAAAACAAAAUAUUUAAAAAGGAAUAGUUUCACCAUAUUAAAAUGAGAGUUCAGUAAAAUGAGGGACAAAUGUAAAUGAAUCACAUGAAAUAAAUAAUAAUCUUCAGAAAUGACUUUGUCAAAGCAACAAAAUAACUAGGGCUUUCCAAUGAUGGUGAAAACAUUUUGGGGUUAAGUUGGUUAAAAUCUUCCUAGAAGUCACAGAGGGUGCACAGAGGGACAUGCUACAUUUGUGCACUUUAGCAAGUCUUCAUUUAUAUAAAGAAAUUAGAUUAAUUAAAUUAUCCAUGUGGUCUAUAUUAAAUGGCACUUAAUUUAAUAUAACAGGGUUUUAAAAUGCAAUAUUAGUGCAUGAUUUCUGCUUAAAAUAUCAAAGGGCCUUCAUUUCGUGGAACGACCUAGCAGUGCUGAUUGGGAUGCGGUCUGAUCUAGUCUAUAAUAAGAAGAGUCUACCGCACACCCAAAACCAAUAACUGAAGGUGCUGGAGACAACUGGAAAAACAGGAAAAAGUCUCCGCACACUUUAAGUCAGAUACAAAGGUAUUUUAAUGAUAGCUAAGCUUUCGGUCAGUCGACCUUCAUCAGAGCAUACCUCCACAAACAAUAUUCUGAUCUAAAAAGCAAAACUGAGCCUAGAUCAACACUCCUACUCUGAAAUGCUUGAUUAUGGGCUGAGAUCAGUGCUUACCUUGAUGUUACUCCUCUCACUGUUUCAUCUGUAGGAUCAAGGAAACAGCCGCCCAUGUUUUUCGACCGUCAGGCAUCUUCCAUUAGAGGGAGCUACCGCAUCAGUGCCUCAGUGCCCAGGAGUGCCCACACCACCAGCCGAAGGAGUGGCAGGUCUGCACGGUUGCUCACCCUCCCACAGUACUGUACUUCACAGUACAGACAUUGGCACUUUACCAAUAGUCUUAGUGCAUAUGUAUAGAACAUUGGUUUUAUUGUGACAAAAAUAUAUUGUAGGGUCCAAUAAUGCUGUGUUUCAUGUGUUGGGUCCUUGUAAAUGGUUAUAGUUGUUGUGUUGUAAAUAUAGAUUACUUUUCAAUGAGAUGUUUAAUGUUUUUCUCCUCUUUUCUUGUUUCACUGUUUCAAACAAUAGGAUUGGAUCCAUAGGCAGGUGAGUCUUUGGCACAAUUUAAACAACUUAGGUCUCACAUUUGCUAUUGGGGACUGACAACUUGGGAAGAGAGGAGCAUGGUAAAGUAGUGAAGAAGUUUGUCCUUUCUCAGUCUCCUUACGGUUUGGUUUGACCCACAGGAGAAGGCAUGCUUGGCACACCCGAGAAGCCAGCUCCUCUGAUGAGGACGACUCCUCUGAUGAGGAAGAUGCAGAGCAAGAAGCCAAGAACAGGUCAGUUAACAUGUCAUCAAUUUGAUACACUUCAACAGUUUUACUUGUCCCUAUAAUGAUAAAAUGAUUAAUUUAGUUCACAGAUGAAAUCUCCCCUAGAAAAUGAUACUACAGAAAAGAUGAAACAAUGUUUUAUUACAUCAUUUGUUAUUUGUCUACUGAUCAUCUGUUAUUUGCCAUCACAAAUUAUCUUGGACAUGAUUCAAUCAUAUUUAAAGGAUAAUGAACAUGCUAGAAAAAAAGGGCCUGGGUGAGCAGACCAAUGAUUCCCACUCUUGAAUGUUUUUGAACUGUGUCUAUGACAACAUGAGUGGUGGUCGUCGAUGAUGUAAUAAUAGACGAUGGUUCCAUCUUGGUUAUUCUGGUAAUAUCUCCUUGGUGAGCUUAAUUGGGAGCCAGACCUUUGGAGUGAACACAUGAUCUAGCUCAUGAGUUUCUCUAUAUGAGACUAACACAAGGAACAGAAUAUAAAUAUUUGAAUUUUGAAACAAAAUCUCAAUCUAAUAUUUUACACCAGUGGAAUCCGGUGUGGUUUUGAGCUUUUGCUCAGAAUAAACUUGACAAAACUGCAAUCUCUUUCAUUUUGGGAUCCCUCUCAGGUGUCAGCCUCUGAAUUUGCGCAAAGAGGACAUUUUGGGAAUCCUUAAGGACAGAAUGAAAAUCGGUGCGAGCCUCGCGGAUGUCGACCCCAUGGCGAUUGACCAGUCGGUAAGUUCUAACAUCACAGUCAGCUGAAUUGAAAUGUGAAAUGAUUUUAAGCUAUUUUAAUGUCAAAGUUGGUUUGCCUACAUGCUAUGGUCUUUAAAUGAUCUGCCUGCUUCUUCUGUGUAAUGUUCCAACCACCUCUCUUCCCUCAAGGUGCGCUUUGACAGCGUCGGCGGUCUGACAAGCCACAUCUCCGCCCUGAAGGAGAUGGUCGUCUUCCCUCUGCUCUACCCAGAGGUGUUUGACAAGUUCAAGAUCCAGCCCCCUAGGUGAGCACUUGUUUUAAGGUUGAAAAGCUAACAUUCUUUGUUGGGUAACUAACAGUUGAUUUGACUAUUGAUUUACAUUGUCUUGGAUAGCUUACCUUAAUGACAUAGGAAAUAGUGUAUGACAGGAUGAGGAACUUACUUGGGUGAGCAACAAGAAUGGAUCCUGUCAAUGGAUUAAAGCCCCACCCCCAACCCUAAUCACAGCUCCAUCCACUCAUUUAAUUAGCUCUUGGAUCAGUUGUGUCCUUUGCAAGGAUACAUUCUAAGACAGUCCCUGUUGUCUAUUGCAGGGGCUGCCUGUUCUAUGGACCCCCGGGUACGGGGAAGACCCUGGUGGCCAGAGCGCUGGCCAACGAGUGCAGCCAGGGGGAGAGGAAGGUGGCCUUCUUCAUGAGGAAGGGGGCCGACUGCUUGAGCAAGUGGGUGGGCGAGUCGGAACGCCAGCUAAGGCUGCUCUUUGACCAGGUACAGUACAUUUCCUCAUACAACACACUGGAUUCAUAUAAUUAUCACUGGUGCAUUCAGUCUUUGUGAGACCAUUGAGUCUAGUAUUUGCCUAUCUAUCAGAAUUUCCUGCUCAAGUCACUGUUGGUCUCUUAUUGUAACUCUGCAUAGGGAAAUGUAAGCGUGGCUGGCUAUACAGUGUUUGAGGGUAAUGCCUAUUAUAUAGGGACGUACUUGCACUGACCGCAAGACUCAUUAUUUGUACCCACAGGCCUACCAGAUGCGGCCAGCCAUUAUCUUCUUUGAUGAAAUUGAUGGGUUGGCUCCGGUUCGCUCCAGUCGCCAAGACCAGAUACACAGGUGAGACAUUUCAGCCACUCAUUUCACACCAGUGAAGUCACUGCUUACAGAGACAUACCCUUGAUUGUGUACUCCCCACUUGUGGUUCCUUCCUGCAGUUCCAUCGUGUCCACCCUGCUGGCCCUGAUGGAUGGCCUGGAUAGCCGAGGAGAGGUGGUGGUGAUUGGAGCUACCAACCGACUGGACUCCAUCGACCCCGCCCUUAGACGCCCUGGACGCUUCGACAGGGAGUUCCUCUUUGGCCUCCCUGAUCGCGAGGUAAGACUAAUCACCUGUGGGGGGGAAUCCUCACUUGAGUUGAUAUGUGUGCAUGCAUAACUCAAAUGUUCAUCCAAAUCUUCCACUGAAAUCAGAGACCUACAUGCAGUUACGUUUCAUUCGUGUACUUUACUUUUAAUUUCUUUCUCCAACUUCAGUCCCGGAAAGAUAUCCUAACGAUUCACACCAGACAGUGGAAUCCUACACCGUCCGAUCCUUUCCUGGAAGAGUUGGCUGAUAAAUGUGUUGGUAGGUGACUAAUGUAUACCAAAUCAACUCUAGCAUUGGGCAAGUCAAAAUUGUACAAUAAUUGUAAGAACGAAAAUAACUAUGUCAUUUUGUUGUCUCAUAAUAUUCAGACAUCUAUCGAUUUAACACAGUUCCACAGUCAAUCCUACACAUGCCAUGUAUUAACCGCAACAUCUUCCCUUUCUGCACCCCAGGUUACUGCGGCGCCGACAUGAAGGCGGUGUGCGCCGAGGCGGCCCUCUGCGCGCUGCGCCGUCGCUACCCCCAGAUCUACGGCACGUCCCAGAAGCUCCUGCUGGACGUGGGCUCCAUCAACAUCAACAGCCGGGACUUUGUGGCCGCCAUAAGGAAGAUGGUACCAGCCUCCCAGAGGGCCGUGUCGUCCCCUGCCAAGGCCCUGACCCCCGUGGUCACGCCCCUGCUGGGGCCCACACUCACCAACGUGCUGGACGCGCUGCAGAAGCUCUUCCCCCACGCCGAACAGGGCCUCAAGAGGAAGAGGGACACAGGUGGGUCUGGGUCGCGGUUCAGUUUGGUCUGAGAACAAAGUCACAGUCAUUGUUAUCUGGUCCCAUAUGUAUUUUGUUCUGUCUUGCCGACUCCUGUAGUCAUUGUUAUGCCAAUGUUGACUAUACAGCACAAACAGAUGUUGGACCAGGCUAGGUCACUAUUACAGUGGAUCAUUGGUUAAGUUCAGUUGAUGCAAUUUCUUAAUCAAGUUUUUCCUUUGGUCAGAUCUGACAGCCAGCGUUCUGGAGGAUGACCUCUUGUACAGUGGGGAUGAGGGCCCCUCAUCCAAUAAUUCCAUCACCAAACAGACCACCACCAAAGGGAGCUUCCUCCAUUUUGCCAGGUAAGAUAUAGCCUACCUAUAAGAUGUAGAUACAUUUUGCCCUUUAAAGAAACCCCCGUUUCCAUUCAUAAUCACAUCCCUGAGUCGCCAUUCACUUCACCUCUCGCCUCUGUUCCAGGAGUGCGACCUGCCACCCCACCACCUACCGGCCCAGGCUGCUGCUGGCUGGGCGUCCCGGGGCGGGUCAGAGCUCCCACCUGGCCCCCGCCGUGCUCCACGCCCUGGAGAAGUUCACCGUCUACACCCUGGACAUGGCCGUGCUGUUUGGAGUCAGCUGCACCUCCCCCGAGGAGGCCUGUGCUCAGGUACAGGCUGGACCGAAUGUAGUCUUAAGAAGUAAAAUGUUAACAUGCUCCUCUCAUUUGUGGUGCAGAGAACUAUAGCCCCAGAGUUGACUUCAUUGUAGAAAGGCUAACUCCAUCAAGCACAUAAUUACUAAGUCAAGUGCAGCAAGAUGUUGGUACAGUACUAAUAGUUUACAUCCCGACCUAAGUGCUAGGUUGGUGAGUGAUACACUGUCAAUGACCUCUCAUCCCCUCUCGCCCUGCCUGCCCCAGGUGUUCUGCGAGGCCAAGCGGACCUCCCCAAGCAUCCUGUACAUCCCCCACAUUCAGCAGUGGUGGGACACGGUGGGCCUGGCCCUCAAGGCCACCUUCCUCACCCUGCUGCAGGACAUCCCCUCCUUCUCCCCCAUCAUGCUGCUGGCCACCAGCAACGUGGCUCACCACGACCUGGCCGACGAGGUAGGUCUUACCUGGGGCUCCCUCACCAUACAUUACAAGUACUGAAGAGAAGUGGUACGUGCACCUUUCUGGGCUACUCAACCCAUGAGUAGAUUUGUAAUCCUUUUUUUUUUUUACACUUCAGUUAAUACUCUUUGUAGAAGUGAAGACCAUAAAUGGUCACUGAGGUAACUAUUCCACAAUUUGUCUCUCUCAGAUCCAGACUCUGUUCCGGUUGGAGUACGGAGAGGUGCACUGUAUCCAAAUUCCCACCCAGCAGGAGAGAAGGAAGUUCUUUGAGAAUCUCAUCCUUAGCCAGGCUGCCAAGGCACCCGCCUCCAAGAAGAAAGCCUGUAAGUACAAGAUAUUUAUACCUUUUGAUAAUCACUUGGUAUAAUUGCUGUUUGUGUCCCAUCUCCAUUUUAACCCUCCUUCUCCUUUACCCCCUCUUCCUCCCCCACCUCAGUGAUGCAUGCCAUGGAGGUGCUCCCCCUUGCCCCUCCUCCUCCCCCCAGGCAGAUGAGUGAGAGGGAGCGUUUGCGUUUGGAGGAACAGGAGGAAGACACACUCAGGGAGCUGAGGUUGUUCCUGCGCAACGUCACCGAGCGCCUCUCCCAGGACAAGCGCUUCAAGGCCUUUACUAAGCCUGUGGACAUCGAAGAGGUAGGGUGAAAACACAGAGAAAGAGAGAGGAACAAGGAAGGAAAGAUGGGGUGUUGUAGUCCAGGGGACAUUGCUCUGUGUAGGGUGCCUUCUUUCAGAUGGGACGUUAAGUUGGUGUCCUGACUCUCUGUGGUCACUAAAGAUCCCAUGGCACUUAUCGUAAGAGUAGCGGUGUUAACCCCGGUGCACUGGCUAAAUUCUCAAUCUGGCCCUCAUACCAUCAUGGCCACCUAAUCAUCCCCAGCUUCCAAUUGCCCCCCCCCCCCCCCCCCCCCCCCCCCGUAACUAUUCCCCAGGUCGUUGCUUUAAAUGAGAAUGUGUUCUCAGUCAACUUACCUGGUAACAUAAGGGUAAAAUAAAUGAAUAAAAAUAGUCUAGAUUACUUUUACUCUAAUGUAAGCUAAAUGUUGACUGACCCAAACUUAGUCAAUACAUAACUAGCGAGUCUGAAUACAAGUACAUACAUUCUAAAUGAGCUGUGGUCCCUUGGGAGGGCUGCACUUUCGUCACCUCAGAUAUGUAGCCUCUCUCCUUUACCAAUGCUCUCAUCCAAAACAACCUAUCAGAGUGGUAUUGUGUCCCCCAUCUUAUCAAUGGUUUGUGUUCUUCUCUCACCAGGUUCCUGACUAUAUUAAGGUGAUCAGGCAUCCCAUGGACCUCUCCACUGUACUGUCCAAGGUCGACCUCCACAAGUACGUGACCGUCAGGGAGUUUGUCAACGACGUGGACCUGAUCUGGAAGAACGCCCUGGAGUACAACCCUGACAGUGACCCAUCUGGUAUACCUUCAAUCAUCUCCAUCUCAUUAAACUGAGUGAUGUUAUUAUUUUAUUAUAACUGACAUGUAAUAUAAUUCUAGCCUGGUUCCAGAUCUGUUUGCGCUGUCUUGCCAAUGACCAUAGGAGUUGGCAAGACAUUACAAACAGAUCUGGGACCAGGCUUAUCUUACUCCACAGAGUAUGCUACAUUAUUAUUUUUGUUAGGUAUCUCUGAAGAUAUUUUGAUCCCUUCUCAUUGUUCCGCUGCAGUUAGUGGGCCCCAUGGACGACAAGGCCCCCUACCUAUGUACCUUUGUCAUCAAUGUCUCUCUCUUUGUGUUUCCAGAUCGUCAGAUUCGUCACCGGGCUUGUGCCCUGAAGGACACGACCCACGCCAUCAUCCGCGACGAACUGGACGAGGACUUUAACAGGAUCUGUGAGCAGAUCAGAGAGUCACGCAACAAGAGAGGUAACUGCUGCUGCUUAUAACGUUGACGUAUUGCUGGGAUUUAAAAGUUACAGUAGUGACCUCUCGUUAACACUUUAUUUGGAUAGUCCGUCUGUAGAUGCUCUACAGACUAUCAGUAACAUUUCAACUAUCUCCUAACCUUAACCCUUAUUCUAAACAUAACCGUAAUCUUAGCAAGAAGUUGCUUAUCAACAGAUAGUUUGUUGAUAGUAUCUACAGAUGGAAAAUCCGGACUAUUCAAAUAGUGUGACCGACCACUCUCCAGAUGAGUUUAGCUAGCUAUUGUAUCAGUUUCAGUGUCUAGUGUCAGCUUCUUUACUAUUUGUCCAAUGAUGAGAUGAACCCUCUCUUAUUUUCCUUAAAACAUCUUAGUUUUCAUUGAUAAAGCGAAUAACAUGUUUAUGUCUGCUAACAGGGUGCACGUCAUCAAAGUUCGCCCCCUCCUACUACAAGACCUUGCCCAGAGAGGAAGGGUUUGCAGAAACCAAGAGGCCAUGCGGUAACACUGGCAAAGACGCUAGUACCCCGUUCACUGCCAACACCCCACGGCCCGCACGUAAGUCUCACCACUCUACUCCUUAACUGUUUAUUUUUAGGUUUUUUGUUACAGAGCAGAGGAACAUCCAGUGGAAAUUACAGAGCCUUCAGAAAGUAUUCAUAUUUGACUUAUUCCACAUUUUUUUGUAUUACAGCCUGAAUUCAAAAUGGAUUAAAGUAAGCAUUUCACUGUAAUGUCUGCACCUGUUGUAUUCGGCGCAUGUGACCAAUAAAAUUUGAUUUGAUUUGAUUUGAAAUAUAUUUUUUUAUCUCACCCAUCUACACACAAUACCCCAUAAUGACAAAGUGAAAACAUGUUUUUAGAAAUAUAUUUCUGUAUUUCAUUUUCAAUACGUCAUUUACAUAAGUAUUCACACCCCCGAGUCAAUACUUUGUAGAAGCACCUUUGGCAGUGAUUACAGCUGUGAGUCUUUCUGGGUAAUUAUUGAAGAGCUUUCCACACCUGGAUUGUGCAACAUUUUCCCAUUAUUCUUUUCAAAAUUCUUCAAGCUCUGUCAAAUUGGUUGUUGAUCAUUGCUAAACAACCAUUUUCAGGUCUUGCCAUAGAUUUUCAAGUAGAUUUAAGUCAAAAAUGUAACUCGGCCACUCAGGAACAUUCACUGUCUUCUUGGUAAGCAACUCCAAUGUAGAUUUGGCCUUGUGUUUUAGGCUUUUGUCCUGCUGAAAGGAGAAUUCAUCUCCCAGUGUCCGGUGGAAAGCAGACUGAACCAGGUUUUCCUCUAGGAUUUUGCCUGUGCUUAGCUCCAUUCCAUUUCUUUUUUUUAUCCUGAAAAACUCCCCAGUCCUUAACGAUUACAAGCAUACCCAUAACAUUAUGCAGACACCCCUAUGCUUGAAAAUAUGGAGAGUGGUACUCAGUAAUGUAUUGUAUUAUAUUUGCCCCAAACAUAACACUUUGUAUUCAGGACCAAAAGUGAACUGCUUUGCCACAUUUUUUACAUUAUUACUUUAGUGCCUGCAUGUUUUGGAAUAUUUUUCAUCCUGUGUAGGCUUCCUUCUUUUCACUCUGUCAAUUAGGUUAGUAUUUUGGGGUAACAACAAUGUUGUUGAUCCAUCCUCAGUUUUCUCCUGUCACAGCCAUUAAACUCUGUAACUGUUUUAAAGUCACCAUUGACCUCAUGGUGAAAUCCCUAAGCGGUUUCCUUCCUCUCCGGCAACUGAGUAAGGAAGGACGCCUGUAUCUUUGUAGUGACUGGGUGUAUUGAUACACCAUCCAAAGUGUAAUUAAUAACUUCACCAUGCUCGAAGGGAUAUUCAAUGUCUGCUUUAUUUAAAAAAAAAUCCAUCUACCAAUAGGUGCCCUUUGUGAGGCAUUGGGGACCUUACAGAUAAAUGUAUGUGUGGGGUACAAAAAUGAGGUAGUCAAUCAAAAAUCAUGUUAAACACUAUUGUUAAACACUAUUAUUGCACACAGAGUGAGUCCAUGCAACUUAUUAUGUGACUUGUUAAGCAAAUCUUUACUCCUGAACUUAUUUAGGCUCAUAACAAAUGGGUUGAAUACUUAUUGACUCAAGACAUUUCAGCUUUUCAUUUUUUAUUAAUUUAUAAACAUUUGAAAAACAUUAUUCCACGUUGACAUUAUGGGGUAUUGUGUGUGUAGGCCAGUGACAAAAAAAUCUAACUGUAAUCAAUUUUAAAUUCAGGCCGUAACACAACAAAAUGUGGUAAAAGUCAAGGGGUGUGAAUACUUUUUGAAGGCGCUGAAUGGUAGAUACUGGGCAACUACCAAGGGACAGCACUCAGGUAUUCGUUUUUUUACUGCUUGAUUUGCAGUACAUAAGCAGUUAUUAUCAGUAGAAGUGGUAGUAGUGUUUCAAAGUUUAAGGGCAGAAAACUAAUACCAGCCAGAUGUGUUGCGAGUGAUAGAAAGAAAGUGGACGUGCCAAGGAUCAGGACAUGAACAGAAGUAGGUAUAGCCAGAGGAAGAGGAGGAGGAAAAGGAGGAGGAUUCAUUCCAGUUGAGUGGACCAGUCAGAAGACAAGACCAGAAAGUUAGAAACCCAUGAUGACAGGGAAGAGCAGAAAUUGAGAGCCAGGGAGGAGAGGAAGAUGAUAUUCAUGGUUACAGAGAAGUCUGUCUUUCUGCCUGUCCAUUUCUCUAUCAUGUUAAAUGACCUCCUCUUCUCUAUUUAACCACUUUCCUAGCCUGUACUCUAGCCCGUAAGAAGAAACGGCCCAAAAUACGACGCAAAAGCAAAUGGAGCUCCGGCAUCAUAAAGAAGAAUAAGAAGAAACCUACGUCUUCCUUUUCUUCUAACAAGGAGAUCACAAACUCAGGGGAGGAAGAAGAGGAUGAGAGUGAUCGCAUAGGAGGGUGAAGAGAAACAAGCUAAGCCUUUGGAGACUAUUCUAGAGAACGGCUGUGAAUACUCCCCUAUGGAGUGUACCUCAGAGAAGACCACUAAGCCUGCUGAGGAUGUGGAAGAGGCCUUUGUUACAGUCCAGCCAACAACACCCCUACAAAGGAGGUAGAUCAGGGGGAGAAACACCCCACAAAGACCAAAGAGCCUGAAAGGUUGGAGGACUGGGACAUAGGUCUGUAUUAGGGUCCAGGACCCGGGCAGAAACCAAGCUACUGCUUCUUGCCGAAGGGAACAGUUCAGUCAGUCUCACUGACCUUUGGUCUCUGGGGCUCCAGCUGUUGGGGAGAUCCAACUCAACACAACGCAUCAGUUAAAGGGAUACAUCCAUCUCUUGACUUAUUUAAAUACUCUGUAAAAGUGAGUGCCUUUGGUUGUACUGUAAAUGUGUUCACCACAGCAUGAGGGUGAAUAAACGCAUGCAAAAAGGCUUUGUUGUAGACAUCAAAUGACAUUAAUAGUGCAAAUGCUUGUAUUUGUCUUCUUCUGUGCCUUAGUUCGCAUGCUUUUCAAAGUAACACCUCUAAGUUCUAGAAUAGGAAACCAUGCCCAACUAUUUAAUGCUUAAGAUCCAAUGUAACGGAGUAGAAACCUAAUUUGCAUGUUAGGAGAUGUGCAUGUCAACACCAAUUGCCCAUUGAGUUAGCAUUAGCAAUAGCCUGUUCAGCCAGCACUGAUUAAAAGGACUUUUGCUUAUCAGCUCCCCCUCACACCCUCCUGAUUGCUUCCUGUGUUUCCCUCCAACAGAGAGGCGUGUGACCCGUGCCACCAGGACUCUGGUACAGCAGCAGCAGUUUAUCGAUGUGGACAAGGCCCUGGAGAUCCUGACCCAGAAGACCCCUCAGCUGGUCGUGGACCACGAGAAACUCAAGGUACCCUCCUGACCAGUCUUUCAGAAGGUCAGGCCAUGCUUCUUACAAUGUAGUUGUACCAGAACUACAACCACAAUGUUGUAGGCCAGAAAUAUGGCCGAGAAAAUAAUCAUGGUCACAGCCAAACACUUAACCAUUCACCCUAUAUUCAUACAUUGAUUUGUGUAUAAUUUCUUGUCCAGGAAUUGCUCAAAAGAGUUGUGUCCAAGACUGAGGGCUAUGAGGUGCAUCAGCUGGAGAAGCUCUAUGCGCUGUUGUGUCAGAGCAUCUACAGAUACCGCAAAAACUUUGAUAAGACCGAGCUCGUACAG
Messenger RNA from Coregonus sp. 'balchen', 22100 nucleotides. The record is from the annotation of a GenBank genome assembly. Lineage: Eukaryota; Metazoa; Chordata; Actinopteri; Salmoniformes; Salmonidae.